AUGCCGGAGAACUGUAUCAUUGCAGUCAACAAGUUGGGGGCGAGUGGAUGUACGAAUUCUGCUUUGUUAUGUUUUGGCGACCGCCAAGCAGCAACUGGAGGACAGCCGGGCGGAGCUGUGCGGGAGAAGCAAGCCCUGGAGCAGCGCCUGCAGAACUUGGAGCUCUCAUCGGCCGACCAGGAGGUGAAGCUGUGCUUGACAAAGGAGCGAGAAGGGCUGGUGGCUAGUCUGGCGACCGUCGAGCAGCAACUGGAGGACAGCCGGGCGGUACAUGCCCAGCUGAGGGAGGAGGUGCCCACCUUUCCAGCCGGUCCGCCCCUGCAGGUCAACCCUUGGAGUCCGUCUCUGAGGGCGUCUCUCCUCACCACCCUUCAGCCUCCCCUCACAGCCGAUCCUGGCUACCACCAACAUUCAGAGCUGCUGCACAUGCCAGCCAAGCUCAAGGCACUCAGGGAAGGGAAAGCAGGAAAGCCAGUGGACUUCCCCCUUGGCAGCAGGAACUACGAGGUGGAUCGGCUAUUGGGAAAGGGUGCACACGCAAAGGUGUAUGGAGCAAGAGAGACCCCAGCUGGGGUGGCAGAUACUGCUACCGAGAGCACUGUGGCCCUCAAGCUUCACGCCAAGCCAUGCCCCUGGGAGUUCUACAUCUACCGUCAGAUUCACAUGCGAAUCGACGGCCCACAGCGGCAACUGUUUGGCUCGGCAUCAGCCUACCACGAGUUCUCCAAUGCCUCCAUCCUCGCUUGCUCCCUUGGCACCAGCGGCACUCUGCAGGACGUGGUGAACGUGUUCAAGAGGCAGGGCAAGCCGGUGCCGGAGCCCCUGUGCGCGUUCUACACGGCGCAGAUGCUGAGAGCCGUGGAGGCCCUCCACGCUGCACACAUCCUCCAUGGCGACAUCAAGCCCGACAAUUUCCUGCUGCGAACUGACAUUGAGAACCCCAAGGAGAUGGUCGCUGCUAUGGAGACCGGUGCACCUUCCACGGGCCUCACCCUGGUGGACUACAGGCGCAGCAUUGACAUGCGGCAUUUCCCAGAAGGCUCCUCCUUUGUCUCUGACAGUGGCACGGAGAACUUCCAGUGUCCAGAGAUGGUGGAGGGGCGCCCGUGGACCACCCAGGCCGACCUGUAUGCAGUGUGUGCCACAGCCUACUGUCUGCUGCACGGGCAGUAUAUGGAAGUAGAGAGGGUGCUUGCAGGGGAGGGAGGCACUAUUGCCAGUGCCAGCGGAACAGCAGAUGCGGACAGUUUCGCUGACGAAAUCUCUGCUGGCUCUGAGAAGGAUAAGGGUGCUUACUAUCGCCCAAGGCUCCAACUCAAGAGGUAUUGGAACCAGGAACUGUGGCAUGCACUGUUCCACAUCUACCUCAAUGAGCCUGCGGGUCAGCCCGCUCCUCCUCCAACUCCAAUUCGCGGCCGUUUUGAGCAGUACACGGCCGACCAUGCAAGUGAUGUGUCUGUGCAGCUUCGCCGUCUGCGCAACCAGCUGUAG
Messenger RNA from Closterium sp. Yama58-4, 1491 nucleotides. The record is from the annotation of a GenBank genome assembly. Lineage: Eukaryota; Viridiplantae; Streptophyta; Zygnematophyceae; Desmidiales; Closteriaceae.